Molecule: messenger RNA, 4361 nt
Organism: Acanthochromis polyacanthus (spiny chromis)
Lineage: Eukaryota; Metazoa; Chordata; Actinopteri; Pomacentridae
Product: zinc finger protein 436
Exons: 2
Coding region: 123-1919 (598 amino acids)
Biological process (GO): regulation of transcription by RNA polymerase II
Cellular component (GO): nucleus
Molecular function (GO): RNA polymerase II transcription regulatory region sequence-specific DNA binding; DNA-binding transcription factor activity, RNA polymerase II-specific
Source: RefSeq, a predicted model, not a curated record
CUUUGUUUGUUCCGCACACGGCAGCAGAACCGCCGCACACACCCACUUUUUUUUUUUCCCGGGGACUCUGUGUAAUAAAAUCACCUGCUGAGUUGCUCGCUGUCGCAGCCGCUCGGUCUAUCAUGGCCAAGGCGAGUGAUCUGAAGAUCUUCCUGGAGUCUUCGCUGAAUGAGAUCUUUAAAGCGACAGUGAGCGACAUCCUGGACUCAGUGGACCGAACUCUGUCUGAGUACCAGGGCACCAUACAGAGGAUCGAGUCCGAAAACGAGGGCCUGAGGCGGCUGCUGCUUGAGCAGAAGAGCACGGAUUCAGCUCGGAGAGAUUUAUGUGAAGGUGCCACUGAAAAGCUUUCCACCACAGAGUGGAACAAUGGCCCCAUCAGCUCCACCAAGGGUUUGUUCAAGAUGUCCAUAUGCAGCAGUGACAAGAAGAAUUCCAGAAGGAAGAAUAAAGGCAGGGUGAGGGAGAAUGUAUCUCCUCCCACCUUUUUUCACCAGAAUAAUGACAUUGUGAACACCAAAACCUCGAUAUCUGUAAAAGCAGAGCCUGAAUUGGAUGAAAGCGGUGCUAUUGAUCUCUCACAGCCAUCAACACUUCUCAAUCUGACAAUGAGACCAAUAAAAAAUGAGAGCUCGGAGGUCAGCUGUGCCGGUCGUGAUAUUUACACGGGUUUGCUGCUAUCUUCAGGACGUGAAGAAGACUCUGGAGGUAGUGACAGUGAUGUCAAAGUCACAGUUGUUUCUGACGGCUACAUGCAGGACGAACAGUUUGUUACGGCAGUGGAAGAGGAGCAGAAUGGGGCGAUGGCGUACAGUGACAGUUUCUCGAAGCAAGAAUUGAACUAUGAGUUGAAAUUUUAUCCAGAAUCAGAGGUGAAUUCCGGGGGAGCAAGUAGACAAGGUGAGGAACCAGAAGUUGCACCGCUUAAGGAGAACGACUUACCUGCUGUUUCUGCAGAUGAGUUUUUAGAAAUUCGUGACAACUUUUUGCGCUGUCCCAUCUGUCCAAAGACAUUUAGCCGAGCAACCUCACUCAACAUUCACCUCAAGACUCACACCGGUGGGAAGGCUCACAGCUGCAGCUAUUGUGGUAAAUGCUUCAGCCGAUCCGAUCUCCUGAAAUCCCACAAGCGUACGCACACCGGAGAGAGACCCUAUAGCUGCAACAUCUGCACUAAAACAUACGCACAUCCUAGUCAGCUCAGGAUACACAAACGCGUCCACACUGGAGAGAAGCCGUAUUCCUGCUCGCACUGCGGGAAGCGCUUCAAUGAGCACAACCAGCUCAAAGUCCAUCUGCGGACUCACACCGGGGAGAGACCGUACAGCUGCCAGGAGUGUGGGAAAACGUUUAGCAAUGCGGGAAACCUGCGCAUACAUGAGAGGAUCCACACGGGUGAGAAGCCGUAUUGCUGUGCUCAGUGUGGGAAAAGGUUCAACGGCUUGGGCGACCUCAAAACACAUUAUAGAAUUCACACUGGAGAAAGGCCGUACAGCUGCGAGCUCUGCAAAAAGACCUUCAGCCAGGCGGGUCACCUCACUAUACACAUGAGAAUGCACACAGGAGAAAGACCGUACAGCUGCAAUGAGUGCGGCAAGAAGUUCACGGUAGCCAGCAGCCUGAAGCUGCACCAGAGGACUCACACAGGAGAGAAGGAGUACAGCUGCUCGUACUGCAGCAAGAGCUUCAGCAGGUCUGGACACCUGAAGAGACAUGAGCUGGUCCACACCAAAGAGAAGGUCUUCCUCUGCAGUCAGUGUGGGAAGACGUACACGGACCAGAGCUCGCUUAAAAAGCACCUGAAGAUGCACGCAGUAAAAGAGCAGAAGGCUCAGAGCGAAGGCAGCAUCAGCGAAGUGGAAACAAACCCAGCACGACCCUCAGCCUCAGAGACACUUUCAGACACUGACAGAAACUGAAACCAAGUUGUUGGAGGUGAAAGGUGUGUGUGAUUUUUACAAAAUAAUCGUAAUUCAAGGUCCACUUUUUAGCUUUUUCUGAAACUUUUAAACACAUCUUGCUGCUAACAUCAGCAUACAGAGUUUGAUUAUUUCAAAGAUGUGGUUCAACUGACACCAUGUUACCAAACCCGGUACUAAAUGAGCCCCGGGGGAAAAUUUUUAAAUGAUGGAGCAUCGAUGAUCAGGAACAUUAACAAUAUUGUUUGCUAAGAGCCUGCUUGCUCAUUAAAAGUAAGUCUUGGCCUGAUGUUUGUUUAACUGUGUUCAUCAGUUCAUAGCAUCGUCACAACUGUCGAUCAUAAUUUCAGUUUCAUCCAAAUUCCAAGGCCAAUAUCUCAUCGUUGUUUCAACACUGAUGUAAAUGAAAGCAGAAACAUGGCACUUUAACAAAGUAUCUGUUAUUUUAUUUCAGUACCUGAAGUCACAGAGGCCUGUUAAGCUAGCAUAGAGGAGACGACAUUCUACCCCUUAAAGCUGCUGUCCGGAGUUUCCGUUUGUUUUCAAUUUAUGUAUCAUUUUUAACAAAGCUUAAAUGUGUUAGUCUAGUUCGAUACUAUAAUAUAAAGUUAGUAUAACGCGAUAUGAAAAUUUAUUCCUAAGCUCCGCCUUCCUCUCAUAGACCCCCAUGUUAUUCCAAAAAGCGCCGGUUGCUGCCGACCAAUCAAGUUCGAGCUUCAGCUUUGUCAUGCUGUCAAUCAACGGUUACGCGCACAGCAAGCAAGCCCAUGCAGAGGUGGGCGAGCUACGCGCUACGCAACCGCGCGCACAUUUGUUUUGCUUGUGGAGGAGAGAGCAUCAGGGAUCAGCAACUUCCAGAAAAGUUACCAAUCCCACGGCUUGUCAGGCCAAGAGACUGCAGGACGUUUUUUGGCUCGGGGUGCUCGCGUCGCUCCCCGACCACGGCCUCCAUAGCCCGCCUGACGGCUUCGUUUAGAUGCCGUGGUCGGGGUGCUCGCGUUGCUCCCCGACCAUGGCUUCCAUAGCCCGCCUGACGGCUUCGUUUAGAUGCCCGACCUCUGGAGGAAGAUGUUGGGGCGUCUGGGACAUACUCUUCGUCAGAGGAGUCAUGCAAUUCUGAACUCUAGAUAGAAAUAAAUAAACAAUGUAACACAUAUACACGCGUAAAUGCACUAAGUUUGAUAAACAACAUCAUCGAGAGGGAUACACGAGUGUAAUCACAUAUUGAAACUUUACUCGUUCGUCCUAGCAGAUUCAUGUUAUUUUGGUAUUAGGACAAGUUAGACUCAAUACAGCAUUCUAACGUAAUUCCUUUAUUAUUUACUGAAUGUACUAAAUGUAGAAGAGGGGAAAACAGCAAAACAGGCCAGAUGCUGCAGCACUCCGGGCACUUCUCUCAUGUACUGUGCGCGUGCACAAAUAAAGGGGCGAAAUCAGAGGGAGGGACCAACAGUGUUUUGGGAGACGCUGCGAUUCAAACUCCGGACAGCAGCUUUAAAGGGCUUUUGUGUUUUUAAAAGAGUUUGGAAAUCUCACCAUUUCAGAGCUCCAAAAAAGCGAACCUUGAGUUAAAGUUAUUUUUUAGCUGCUCUUCCUGCGAUAAGGGUGUACUUUUUGACUGAAACUAUGUGUGAUGUUUGUGGUACAGUGCGAUACACUGUUGUCUAGUCUUUGCUGUGAUUUAGUAACUUCAAAUAUUUAACAAUAUGGAAUGAGUCAUUAUUUAAUUUGGAUUGAAAAACUCCAAACAGUGGCAAUAACUUGGACUCUAAAACAGCAGUUGCUCUUUUAAAACUCACUAUCAAAAUUUUUGUGGUGUUUUGUUGAAAGGUUUAAUAAGAAAUGACAAAUUGUUAGAAAUAAUUUAUGGCAUUAUGCGCUCAUAAUUUUAUCAAGUGUCUUUGUUAAAGACAAUGAAUCCCAGGUUUGUGUUCUAUCCUUUGAUCUCCCUCUGAAAAAUCUCCCACAUUUAGUGAAAAAUAUAAUUGUUUAGGAUUAAGAUGCCUCUACACACAUAUAUAUAUAAACUUAAUAUAUAAGUAACUUGAUUAAUAUAAUGCUGUAUAUAGCUUAAAGUAUACAGUUAGCUGUCUGAUCCAUUGAACUGACCAGAAUGUAUUUGUGUAAUAAUGUUAGUGACAAUAAUUCUGCUGCAGAGAGUAUUGAUUGAGCGGCUUUAAUUCUGAUGCUGAUCUCAACCAGUGUGACGCUUCUAGAGAUUUUUUUUUAGUUUGUUAACUGUAAUACCUGGAAAUGUGCAGUUGACACACACACACACACAGGAGUGAAAUUUCAUGUUUAGGAUGAUAGACUUUUGUGGCAGCUGGUUGGUAUGUAGGAAACAUGUAGCAACCUAAAGUAUUUACUGAGUCUUUGCUACUGGAGUUUAAUUGUGACUUCUAUGUGAUUUGUGUCUAAAUUAAAGAUAUACAUUAACCAAAA